GGGCGAGGCCCGCGGGAGGAGGGCUCGGCUCGCCGCCUGCCCACGUCCCCUCCCAGGCCGAGGAGGAGGAGGAGAAACCGAGCGAGGUCCCGGCAGAGCGGCUAGGAGAGGGUUUGAGAGAGCCCUCCUCCCCCCCCCGGAGGGAAGAGGAAAGGAGAGCCGUGGCGGGCGGCGGAGGAUGAUAACUUAGGGCCGUCCCUGGUAGUGGGAGCUGCCCGCGCUGCCCGGGCGCGGCUGGGAGGGCGGCAGCGAUGUCCCAGGGCACGGCAGGAGGAGGGGGAGCGCCCCAGGUGCUGCCGGAGGGGAAGGAGAGGCAGAGGAAGAGGAGGCGGAGGAAGAAGGAGAGUAAGACGCGGCUGGUGCGUUCCAGCUUGCUGUUACCUGAGGCUGAGGCAGAGAAGUCCAAGAGGACGGUCCUGGCCAGCAACCGCCUCAAGACCACCAAGUACACGGUGCUCUCCUUCCUGCCCAAGAACCUCUUUGAGCAGUUCCACCGCCUGGCCAACGUCUACUUUGUGUUCAUCGCGCUCCUCAACUUCUUGCCGGCCGUCAGCGCCUUCCAGCCGGAGCUGGCCUUGGCCCCCGUGCUCUUCAUCUUGGCGGUCACUGCCAUCAAGGACCUGUGGGAGGAUUACAGCCGCUACCGCUCCGACAAGGAGAUCAACCACAUGGAGUGCCUGGUGUACAGCAGAAAUGAGAAGAAAUAUAUAAGCAGAUACUGGAAAGAAGUGAAAGUUGGAGACUUUGUGCAGCUUCGCUGUAAUGAAAUUAUACCUGCUGACAUAUUGCUGCUCUCCUCAAGUGAUCCUGAUGGGCUGUGCCAUAUAGAAACAGCUAACCUGGAUGGUGAAACUAACUUAAAACAAAGACAGGUGGUGAGGAGGUUCUUAGAGCUGGACUCAGAAUUUGACCCCUUGAAGUUCACCAGUGUCAUUGAAUGCGAGAAGCCAAACAAUGACUUAAGUAGGUUUCAAGGCUACAUCGUACAUAAAAGUGGAAAAAAGGAUGGACUGUUCAAAGAAAAUCUUUUGUUACGUGGAUGUACCAUUAGAAAUACAGAAGAGGUUGCAGGAAUAGUAAUCUAUGCAGGGCAUGAGACCAAAGCUUUGUUAAAUAAUAAUGGACCCCGUUACAAACGCAGUAAGCUUGAAAGGCAGAUGAAUGCCGAUGUCCUUUGGUGUGUCCUCAUACUUCUAAUCAUGUGUCUGUUUUCUGCCAUCGGUCAUGGCCUAUGGGUAUGGCAAUAUGCUGAGAAGAAGAAACCAAUCUUUGAUGUUCCAGGACCUAAUGGCAAAUACUUGUCUCCUGUUUUAGCUUCAGUAUAUUUAUUUCUGACAGUGAUCAUAGUUUUCCAGGUUAUGAUUCCAAUUUCUUUGUAUGUAUCCAUUGAAAUAGUUAAAAUCUGCCAAGUAUACUUUAUUCAUCAAGAUAAAGAUUUAUAUGAUGAAGAAACAGACUCUCAGCUGCAGUGCCGAGCUUUAAAUAUCACAGAAGACUUGGGUCAGGUGCAGUUUAUCUUUUCAGACAAGACUGGGACACUUACUGAAAACAAGAUGGUUUUCCGAAGAUGCACUGUUUCUGGAAUAGAGUAUUCCCAUGAUGAUAAUGCCAAACGCUUAGCGAUGUACCAAGAACCUGAUUCUGAGGAAGACGAGGCAGCCCCAAAAGGAGGAACUCUAUCCCAGCGUGAUAGUAUCUGCAGCCAUCAGAGUAUCAAAGUAAUCCACAGAAGCCAGAGCACCAAAACCCACCGACGCACAGGUAGCAGAGCUGAAGCAAAAAGAGCAAGCAUACUCUCGAAGCACACUGCGUUCAGUAGCCCAAUGGAGAAGGACAUCACACCUGACCCGAGCUUGUUGGAAAAGGUGAAUGAAUGUGCAAAGCAUCUGGAGGUCAUGAGGAGCCACGAACAGCCAUUAUCCCAUCUGAGUCCAGAACUAUGUGACAUUUUUGACUUCUUCAUCGCUUUGACUAUAUGUAAUACAGUUGUGGUAACUGCACCAAAUCAGCCCCGACAGAAGGUUAGAGAUCGAUUUGAACUAAGAUCUCCAGUAAAAACCAUAGAAGACUUCAUACGAAGAUUCACUCCAAGUCGCUUGACCUCUGGAUCUAACAGCAGCAGUUCAUCUAGUCUAGCUACAAGCAAAUCAAUGCACAGAUUUGGUUUAAGUGUGCUUUCACCUACAUCUACGGAUAGCACUUUAUUAAAACUGGAAGAGAAGCUGACAUACUCUGCGCAGAUGAAUAACAAUGGCUACAGCUCCCAGCAAGGCCGAACAGCUGUGGGGAGUGGACCUGCGGAAGGCGAACUCCGUUAUGAAGCAGAGAGUCCAGAUGAAGCUGCUCUCGUCUAUGCAGCAAGGGCAUAUAACUGUUCUCUGGUUGGAAGGCUGUCUGACCAGGUAUCAGUGGAGCUACCUCACCUGGGAACAUUAAGCUUUGAAGUAUUACAUACAUUGGGCUUUGAUUCUGUCAGGAAGAGGAUGUCGGUAGUCGUUAGACAUCCUCUCACAGAUGAAAUAAAUGUUUACACUAAAGGAGCCGAUUCAGUUAUUAUGGAUCUUCUUCUACCCUGCUCUUCAGAUGACCCUCGGGGCAAACAUCAAAAAAAAAUCCAAAGCAAAACCCAGAAUUACCUUAAUCUGUAUGCUGUAGAUGGGCUGCGGACCCUCUGUAUUGCAAAAAGAGUACUCAGCAAGGAAGAGUAUGCCUGUUGGUUAAAAAGUCAUUUAGAAGCAGAAUCCUCUAUUGAAAAUCGUGAAGAACUUCUGUUUCAGUCAGCACUGCGGAUCGAGAGGAAUCUGCAUCUGCUAGGUGUAACUGGCAUUGAAGACCGUUUGCAGGAUGGUGUUCCGGAAACCAUUGCAAACCUGCGCAAAGCUGGGUUGCAGAUUUGGGUUCUUACUGGAGACAAGCAAGAAACAGCUGUUAAUAUUGCAUAUGCCUGCAAGCUACUAGAUCACGAUGAAGAAAUCAUCACUUUGAAUGCUGAAUCACCAGAGACAUGUGCUGUCUUGCUGGAACAGUGUCUGCAAUGUGUAGAGUCUAAAUUUUCAAACACCACAAUAGACGAAGCUGCUGGAAACAUGACUGUUGGGUUCACCCCUCUCUAUCCACCCUCUUUGCCUGUGCUUUCCAGCUUGGGCCUAGUGAUUGAUGGAAGGACUCUAGCUUAUGCCCUGGAACCUACACUAGAAGAUAAAUUUCUGGCGCUAGCAAAGCGAUGCCGUUCAGUACUGUGUUGUCGCUCUACCCCACUCCAAAAGAGCAUGGUAGUGAAACUAGUCAGAGACAAACUCAAAGCAAUGACCUUGGCAAUAGGUGAUGGUGCUAAUGAUGUCAGCAUGAUCCAAGUGGCAGAUGUUGGUGUGGGGAUCUCUGGUCAAGAAGGCAUGCAGGCGGUGAUGGCAAGUGACUUUGCAAUCCCAAGGUUCCGGCAUUUGGAGAAGCUCUUGCUUGUUCAUGGCCACUGGUGUUAUUCCCGACUCGCCAACAUGGUGCUGUAUUUCUUCUACAAAAAUGCAAACCUCUCUAACUCAAAGUCUAAACUCCAAAUUGCUGCAGAAGCCAUUUGUAAAUUCAGAUGACUUAUCGAAGAAGAUGUUUGGCUUGGUGGAGAUAAUAAGAAUACAAGUAAAAUAUCAACUAAAACAUGAGUGGAAAUAUCGGAGCUUGAUGAAAAAGGGAUUUCAUGUAAACAAAAUUCUACCUGCACAAGCAUGCACUGCUUCUUCCCCUUUAUGCAUUAUCUCUGCAAGACAGCACUGGACAUUUUUUGACAUAUACUUCAUUCGCUGAGGAAUUCUGUCUGGGGCCACAUUCAUAAAACAGUCUCGUCGGGGGGAAAAAAAGGAAACCUUUUUUAUUUAAAAUCUAAUACAAUUUUUAUGUAAGUUUGGUUUUACUUCUUCAGG
Aquila chrysaetos chrysaetos is the source of this 3914-nucleotide messenger RNA. RefSeq names its product phospholipid-transporting ATPase VA-like. Gene Ontology annotation, biological process: phospholipid translocation. Gene Ontology annotation, molecular function: ATP hydrolysis activity; magnesium ion binding; ATP binding. NCBI's taxonomy places the organism in Eukaryota, Metazoa, Chordata, Aves, Accipitriformes, Accipitridae. Gene Ontology annotation, cellular component: plasma membrane. The record is from RefSeq and is a predicted model, not a curated record.